Messenger RNA from Cataglyphis hispanica, 1266 nucleotides. Its product is annotated as peroxynitrite isomerase THAP4-like. NCBI's taxonomy places the organism in Eukaryota, Metazoa, Arthropoda, Insecta, Hymenoptera, Formicidae. The record is from RefSeq and is a predicted model, not a curated record. Bases 652 to 1164 code for a protein of 170 amino acids. The transcript is spliced from 3 exons.
AUUUUAAUUGUUUAAAUUUAGAAAGUUCGAAAAAAAUUAAAUAAUAUAUUUGAGACAUUGAAAUGAUUAUCACACACACGUGUGUGUGUGAUAACAACAGUUACAAUAGUUCUUCGAUUUUUAUUAGCAAUAAUAUUGUCUCUUAUUAAAAACGAGAUAAGAUAUUAUAUAUAAAAUUACUGAAGAAUCAACAUAAAUUAUUAAAUUUUACUGUUCGUCUGUGAAAUGUUUUAAAAAAUUAUUUGGACGAAAGAAGAAUCACAAUACUUAUUUUUAAAUGAUUUCAAACUUUUCGCCGUUAAAUGAUAAUAAAGGUUAUAGAAAGUAAUACCAAGUAAUACGUAAUAGGAAAAUUUCUCAGAUCAAGCUGUUAAAAUAUAUAUGUAACGUUAUAAUUUAAUAAAAAAUAAAACGCAUGUUUUUACUAAAUAUAAACUCGAAUAGAGAAUAUUUAUUUUAAAUAAAAUUUUUAUAUCAACUGCAUAAUAUAUAAAGAAAAUGUAAUAUGCAUUUGCUUAAGGAUAUUUUACACAUAUUAAGAUUUAAAAUUCUUAAAAUUUAAAUUUAAAUUUGCUUAAAAGAUUUGCUCAUCAUUUGUUCUACAUACAUUUAUAUGAUAUAGCUGGAAAUUAAAUAAAGCAGAUUGGAAACAUGGAACAUUUACCAUUACCCAAAGCAUUAGAAUCAUUAGCGUGGCUAGAAGGAACAUGGCGAACAGAGAACUAUGGUAGUGGCAAAUAUCCGACUAUUGAAAAUUUCAAAUAUUAUGAGGAGAUAAGUUUUACAUACAUAGGACAACCCAUGUUUAAUUAUACUGCUCGAAGCUACUCCAUUUCGAAACCAAAACGACCAAUGGCUCAAUCAACAGGUUUCUUGAAAAUGAAUCCAGAGACUAAUAAAAUAUUUCUUAUCUUGGCACACAAUUUUGGUUUAACAACUAUUGAAGAGGGUGAAGUAAUUAAUGAUACCAUUCACUUAAACAGUACAUAUAUAUCAAGAAUGAAUGGAGCAAAACCACCACAAGUAACACAGAUACGCAGAGAAUUCAAACUCAAUGGUAAUUAUUUAGAGCAUGUGUUUUAUAUGGCAACGUCGAAUACCCCAGUGCUGACUGAACAUUUGCGAGCAAAGUAUGUAAAAGUGAACCAAGAGAAUGUAAAGUAAAGAUAAAUUUUUAAAUUGUUAUUGUAUAGUUCUCGCUAUUUACUAUUGCAACUUUCUGUAUAAGUACUAUGAACAAAUAAAAUUUUAGAAUAAUAGGUAAAA